Molecule: messenger RNA, 2257 nt
Organism: Carassius gibelio (silver crucian carp)
Lineage: Eukaryota; Metazoa; Chordata; Actinopteri; Cypriniformes; Cyprinidae
Product: phosphatidylinositol N-acetylglucosaminyltransferase subunit C-like
Exons: 2
Coding region: 172-1053 (293 amino acids)
Biological process (GO): GPI anchor biosynthetic process
Cellular component (GO): glycosylphosphatidylinositol-N-acetylglucosaminyltransferase (GPI-GnT) complex; membrane
Source: RefSeq, a predicted model, not a curated record
AUAUGGGUUUGAAAGCUUUAUGUAUUCAAUAUGAAUGAAGUUAAUUUGUCUCCACACACUGGAGUCAUUUACAGUAUUAUCGGUCGAAGAAUCCAGUCUCGUUCAUCAGAUUCAGAUCUACGCGAGAAGCUGUCAGACUAGAACUGGCUGAAUUUUCAUUUUUGACAGGUGAUGGGGGCAGACAGUGGUCCGGGAGCUCCUGCAGCCGUCCCGUGGCGUAAAGUCCUGUAUGAACGCCAGGCUUUCCCGGACAAUUAUGUGGACGGACGCUUUCUGGAGGAGCUGCGGCUCAACAUCCGGGUGCGUCAGUACCGUUACUGGGCGGUGGUGCGUGAGACGGGGCUCAUCGCGCAGCAGGUGUCCUGUGUGGCCGUCUUCCUCACGUUAUGGUCUUAUAUGGAGCGGGGUGCGCUGGUGCCGUCUGCAGUGCUCUGGGUCUGUCUGACCUUUGCUCUGCUGGGAUACGGACUCUAUGAGAUCCUGGGAGGCUCUUGUGUUCGGGAGCGAACGCGCCUGGCGGACCUGCAGAGCGCGACCAUCUUCCUGGCGUUUACUUUUGGGUUUUCACCAGUUUUAAAGACUCUAACCGAGUCAGUCAGUACAGAUACUGUGCAGGCCAUGUCAGCCGUGAUGCUCCUGGCUCACUUGGUGUCCUUCCCGUAUGCUCAGCCCAGCCCACCGUGCAGUCUUUCUCUCAACGCGGCUCUUUUCGGGUCGGUGUGUCUGGCGUCCCGGCUGCCUGGUGCCCUUCACACCUUCACCAUGCUGAGCUGUGCCCUCCUGGUGUUCGCUCUGUGGCCCUGUCUGCUGCACCGCAUGCGGGAGAAGGCGGAGUGGAGCUUCCCGUGGGCGGCUGUGCUGGUGUGUCUGGCUGGAGUCGGGGGUCUGGGGAGCUUGUGGCCCGAGGGGGCUCUUCUCCUCUCGCUGGCUCUGAUAACAUUAACUUUAGUCUGUCCACUGUUGCUGGUCCACCUGCAGAGGCACAAGGACAACAUCCACGGCCCUUGGGACGAGGCAGAGAUUAGAGAGGACCUGUCCCGCUUCUUGAAUUGAAAAGGCAGGGGUUUAAGACCAUUUUAAAUGAUGCUUCUGAUAGACUCCCUUUGGACGGAUGAUUUUGAGAGUCUUUUGCACUUUCCUUAAAGGGGGGGUGGGGUAAGAUGUACCUUUAAGCUCAGGGAGGAAUUACUGGGAAACUUCAUUUAAUUUUGGCAGUAUAAAAUAAAACUAUAUUAUUAAAUGUGUGAGCCUAAAGAAAAGAUGUCUAGGUCACAUUUAACAAAUUAAAAAUAAAGGAAGGUUUUUACUUUUGGUUAAUAAAAUUAACCCCUAAAAAAAUAUAUUUUUUUAAUUCAAAUAAUUCCAUUUAGAUUUUUGGGGUAUGAUCAAGACAUGUUUUGUGAUUUUAAAAUAAUUUAUAUGGAAGUAGGGAGUUCUUUUUAACAGUAUUUAUAUAUAAAUUUGCAUAUUCUGGAAUUGCUUGAUUAAAAGUUUAAAUGGUUUUAAUUGGUUUUAAUAAUCCUAAUAUUUUAACAUACUGUAUUUGAAAUAAAUGUUUCUAACUGUGUUUAUGUGUGUAUAUAUAUAUAUAUAUAUAUAUAUAUAUAUAUAUAUAUAUAUAUAUAUAUAUAUAUAUAUAUACACACGCAAACACAUGCUCAUGAAAAUUUUUAUUUUAUAUAUAAUAUAAAAAAUAUAAUAUAAAUAUAUGCAUGAAAAUACUUGUAAAUAUUUUCUAAAUAUAUCAAAAUACAUAUAUUGUUUAAACAAAAACAUUUAUUUUCGAUGUGAUUAAUUUGCGAUUUAAUGAUUGACAGUUUAUAUAUAUAGGCCUAACUUUAAAAAAAAAAUUCCCAGUUGCAGAAUUUCUAUAAAUUCUUGUUAGAAGCCCUUUUUUAUUUCAAUGGAGAUGACAGAAAAUUCACCCGGGUUGAAACAGUUCUGGACAAGCUGUUGCCCACAAGAUGUCAGUCAGUCCCAGGUAUUUCUGCAGCUUUAACUGUUGUUCAUAAUAGAACGGCAUGGCAGCAGGACGUUUCUGCCAGUGUUCAACUGAUAAAAUAUAAUAAGCCUUUGUUGGCUUUUCUGUAGUAUCAUUUAUAACUAACAUCUUAAAUAAACAGUCUGUGUGACACUGCAAUAAAGUUGCCAAAUUAAAACAUUCUGUGCAAAGAGAGAGUCUUGUAAAUUGAAUAGUUUUUUAUAAAUUAAUGAAGUUAUGUUUGGCAAAAUAUUAAUAAAAAUAAAAUAAAAAUUG